ACGAGAAUUUUUCAGAAAAAUGAGACAUCACAAACAGGUUAGACAAACAGAUUCCUAAAACAAAUAAUAUUAAAGUCUUGCAACAGCGGAGAGACUCACAGAGCUCUGUCCAGCCAACACAUAAAACACACGAUCCAUACAUAGAUUAACAAUCUUCAGAUUCAAACCCCAUCUCAAACUCCAAACCCCCACACACCCAUAUUUCUAUUACCUCAUGUGUACAUAAUCUCGAUUCAUUUUCACUGAAGUACGAUGAAUUUGAGUGUUUCGAGAAGUGGGUUUGUGUUGUUUCUUGUAUUAGUGUUUGUAUGUAAUUGUAGAAAUGGAUUAGGAUCAUCGGAUGAAGCAUAUGUCACACUUUUGUACGGAGAUGAGUUUGUUUUGGGUGUAAGAGUUCUGGGCAAGUCGAUUAAGGAUACUAAAUCAACUAAUAAAGACAUGGUUGUUCUUGUUUCUGAUGGUGUUUCUGAUUACUCCAAGAAGCUACUUCAGGCGGAUGGAUGGAUUGUGGACCACAUCAGUUUAUUGGCGAACCCUAAUCAGGUCCGACCGACAAGGUUCUGGGGUGUGUACACAAAGCUGAAGAUCUUUAACAUGACAAAGUACAGAAAAGUGGUCUAUCUUGAUGCUGACACAAUAGUGGUUCAGAGUAUUGAAGACCUAUUUAAGUGCGGAAAGUUUUGUGCUAAUUUGAAGCAUUCCGAAAGGCUAAAUUCAGGUGUCAUGGUAGUUGAACCGUCUGAGGCUGUUUUCAAUGAUAUGAUGAGCAAAGUGAAAACUUUGGCAUCUUACACUGGAGGUGAUCAGGGGUUCCUCAAUUCAUAUUACGUCGGGUUUGAAAGUGCACGUGUUUUCAACCCAUUUCUACCUGAUGAUGUGAUUAAAUCUAGACCUGUUCCUGAAAUGGAGAGGCUUUCUACUCUAUAUAAUGCAGAUGUUGGCCUUUACAUGCUUGCAAACAAGUGGAUGGUAGAUGAGAAAGAGCUUCGUGUUAUUCAUUAUACUCUAGGUCCCCUUAAACCAUGGGAUUGGUGGACUUCAUGGCUUCUUAAACCUGUUGAUGUCUGGCAGAAUGUAAGGGACCAACUUGAGGAAACACUUCCUGGAACUGGAGGGGGCAGAAAUUCUAAUGAAACUCUUCUAGUCCAGUUUCUUUUCCUGCUCCCAAUAUUAACAUGGAUUUUCUUAUACUAUAAGUCUUUUCUUCAGACACGUUCACUAUGUGAUCACCUCAGGCAACUGUAUUUUAAAUUCAGGUCUGGGGGUGCUCUUGCUUAUACCACGGUUUCAUCUUCUACCAGCAGUUCAAAUAAAGAGUUCUCAAAUGGUGCACAUUCCAAGGUUCCUAUUUUCCUCGGGGGAAUUUCUAUAUUCAUCUGUUUUAUGGCUGCUGUUGUGUCUCUUGCACUCUCUCUUUCCAUUGUGCCUCGUCAGGUUACGCCAUGGACAGGCUUGUUGCUCAUGUACGAAUGGACAUUUACAAUUUUCUUGCUAGUAUUUGGGGGGUAUCUGCACUUAGUCUACCAAUGGGGAAAGAUAGUGGCUAAUCAAGGUGGAUCUGUAUCUUCUCGUCCUGAAUCUGCUGAUUAUAGUACUGGCAAAGGCCAUCAGCGCCAGACUUCUUGUGAUGUUGCUAUGUGGUAUUAUGGAUUGGGGAUGGCGAUUCUUGCUGUUGCUGCUCCGUCAUUACCUUGUGUUUUCGGGAUCACAGCGCUUUUUCUAAGGCUAGGCUUGAUGGUGGUGGGCGCUAUAAUUUUGGCAUCUUUUAUGACUUACGCCUCAGAACACCUCGCUAUACGUUCAUUCAUAAGGGGUCUGGAGGACCGGGAUAAUUCUAGGUCAGGCAGGAGCAUAUGUUUGGUAUGCUAGUUAGUGGUUAGUAACCUAGCCUUGUAAGCUAUAAUUAUUACGUUUUCUCUUCCUAAAUGUUAUAUCUUUGGGCGUAGAGGCCCUGUGAUUUAUUUAUAGACAUGUAAAAAACUGAUUUGGUCAGUUUAGGAGCAACCACACUAUAAUUAAAUUUCACUGAUAGAUUUUGAUGUGUUA
Molecule: messenger RNA, 2046 nt
Organism: Daucus carota subsp. sativus
Lineage: Eukaryota; Viridiplantae; Streptophyta; Magnoliopsida; Apiales; Apiaceae
Product: inositol phosphorylceramide glucuronosyltransferase 1
Exons: 10
Coding region: 253-1869 (538 amino acids)
Molecular function (GO): glycosyltransferase activity
Source: RefSeq, a predicted model, not a curated record